Molecule: messenger RNA, 2580 nt
Organism: Betta splendens (Siamese fighting fish)
Lineage: Eukaryota; Metazoa; Chordata; Actinopteri; Anabantiformes; Osphronemidae
Gene: cep63
Product: centrosomal protein 63
Exons: 14
Coding region: 264-2147 (627 amino acids)
Biological process (GO): centriole replication; de novo centriole assembly involved in multi-ciliated epithelial cell differentiation
Cellular component (GO): centriole
Source: RefSeq, a predicted model, not a curated record
GUCAGAGGUCGGAGGAGGAGUUACCGCCGUCUAAUCAGGAAGUUGCAGCGAUGCGCUUCACUGAGUUCAGCUAACGGUGUAAACAAAAGUUUUAGCCCCGCUUCAGCCUUGUGUAUUCCAAGUUGAAUCUGUUUAAUCACGCAGCUCAUUUUACCACUACUUAAAUUAACGCUAGCUUGCAAAGUUAACCCGUCAAAGAGUUUGUUAGGUAAGCGAUAUUAGAAAUACGCUGGUAGCUAGCUGAUGCUGUUACUUUCAGUCAGAUGGAGCGUACGUCGGGAUUUCCUAGUCACAUGCAAAGUCCUGAUCUGAGCUCAGUCCUGUCUUCGUGUGAGCCGGAGCUCCAGGAGCUGAUGAGACAGAUUGACAUUAUGAUCCAUCAUCAAAAGAAAGAGUGGGAGGCUGAGCUUCAGGCCAUUAAGCUUAAGCUGAAAGGUGCAGAGGAGGAGCAGCAGACUUCAAGAAAUCUUAUUGAAAGAAGGGACCUGGAGAUUGGAUUGCUACGCCAGCAGCUAGAAGAAAUCCAGUCCGGUCGACAGGCGUUAGUUGCAAAGUACGAGCAACAGCUGGAAAAGCUUUCAGAAGAGUUAGACAAAUUAAAACGGAGUUACCACAAGCUUCACCGCAAACACCUCAAGGAAAACCAUGGAUCUGCAAAAGACAGGGACCCUUCAGAGGUUGCAAGACUGCAAGAAAGCACUGAGGAAUACCAACGACGUGCUGCAGAAUAUGAGCUGCAGUGUGCCCAGUAUCAAAAACAAGUGGCAGCACUGGAGGCCCAAAACAAGAGACUGACUGAUGAGACAACACACAUUAAAUCUUUGUUGGCAUCUCGGCAAACAGAAAGGGAGCUUGAGGAGGGACAGUACCAGAGAGAAAAACAGGUGUUUUCAGAGGAACGUGACGAACUUAAUGCUACACUGGAGUCUCGUGAUUCAUUUCUGCAAAGAGCCAGUCUAGAGCGUCAGAGGCUUUAUAACGAAGCAGCCAGGCUCAAACAAAUUAUGCAAGCUAAGGAUCAAGUCAUUCGGUCUCUGGAGGACUGUCUGACAGCUCAGGACUGUGCUGGUGUUGAAAUCCUCAGAAAAGAUCUGGAAAAAACAGCCACAAAGCUUCACUGUGCACAAGCAUGUGAGGUUCAUCUGAAAGCUGAACAGGCAUGUCUCAAAGAGAGAUUGGAGAACAUGUGUCGACAGAGAGCAGAACAUUCCAAGACGGAGCAAGAACUGAUGAUCAUUAAAGCAGAACACAACUCUGCUGUGGCUGAAAUAAAACAGCUUAAAGAAGAGCUGCAAAGGGCCAAACAAACCCACAGAGGUGAAGUCGAAGGAAUGAGGAAGGAGGUGUCAAAACUGAUGAGUGAGCUGCACCAGCGCGACCUCACCGUUGCCACACUGAGUGGCUCCUCAUCCAGCAUCAACCAGCAACUUCGCUGUGAAGUGGACAGAGCAGAGCAAAAGGCGGCCGAGCUUAAAAUGACUCAGGCACAGCUGGAGGCUCUACAAACCGAUAACAAUCAUCUGAGGAGUCUGCUGCAUAGGCUGGAGUCUCAGUCACCCAAGUUGGGGGGUUCCUCCCCGAGCAGCCUGGAGCAUGAGAAUCAGCGGCUAAAGCAGGCCCUCAUUGAGAUGCACACCAUUAACCAAGCUCCGCCUGCUCAGGACCGGAAUAUAGAUGUCUCGGAAAGUAAGCUGCAACAGAUCCAGAGGCUUUUCAAACAGCUCCAGACCUCAUCCCAGUUUCCAAACACCAAACAGCCCUGUAACCAGGACAGCAGACCGGUUUCUUCAGCAUCUUGUUCCUCUUCCUCCAGUAGACACGCAAGGAAAAAUUCGGUAACGUCGUCGUGUUCAGAUGAAUCUGCUCCCGAGGGAAAAAGCUCCAGCUCCAAAGACUCUCUCAGCCUCGUGUCCCGAGACAAAAUAUCGCCCUGUAACUCACCACUGGAGGUUUUGUCUACAUCCCCUGCACAUGGCAUGGUCACUUGUUUCCUCGAGGAAGAAAUGCUACGGAACGAGGAGCUGCUCCAGAGGCUGGACAGUCACAUCCAGGAUAUGAAGGAGAGCAACAUCAGGACCGUGUCAAAGUAUCUGCCCAGUGGCUCCGGGCCCGGCUCUGCAGACCAGUACCCAGUGGUCAGUGACUGAGUAAAAGGGCUAGAGGGUCCCUUAAGCUGCUGUGGCUUUAGGCAGUAGACAGUGUAGGUUAAGCGUUGUGAACUAUACAGCUCUUCUUAUUUUUGUAGAUUUUAAACAUAGUCUUAUUUCCUCUAGUGGUCAUUCAAGGGAUCUCAUCAGUAGCUGGUGAUGUGUCAUGGCUCUAUCACAUAUUGACUUCCCAUGCUUCACUCAGAUGUUAUCCAUUCAUACAAUUUGGAUUCAUUCAGAUGGGGAAACAGUCUGGAUUCAUUUUCAGGAUUACAUAACAUAUGUCUGUGUUAAAGAUGCUGCAGACCUCAGAUGUGUGGGCGCAUGUGCUGCACUCCACUUUCUGUACAACCUCUGGCAUCUGGUUGUGGUUUGGAUAAAAAAAGAAGACGCUUGAUUUCCUUAAUAAAGAUAGUUCCUGUCUAAGACUAAA